AUGCUGCUGCAGAGGAACUCUGGUGAGCUGAACGCAGCGCUGGCAGCCGACGCGCUGGAGCUUGCCGCCACCAACCCCAUGGCAGGCUGGGGCGGCCGUGCUGAACACAUUACAGGCAGCCAGAUCGGCAGCUUCUUCACUAGCAGGGCAGCCAAGCUGAAGAGUGUCCAAGCCACCGUCUCCAAGCACGAGGGCACAACUGACGAGCAACUCAAGGCGGCGUUGGACAAUGGCAGCAUGGACAAGAAAGAUUAG
Messenger RNA from Chlorella variabilis, 255 nucleotides. RefSeq names its product expressed protein. Lineage: Eukaryota; Viridiplantae; Chlorophyta; Trebouxiophyceae; Chlorellales; Chlorellaceae. The record is from RefSeq and is a predicted model, not a curated record. The transcript has 2 exons. Bases 1 to 255 code for a protein of 84 amino acids.